AUGGCUUCCUCCGUGAGAUGGGGUAUUAUCUUUGCUCUCCUUGCAUGCUAUUUUACUCUUCUUUUCUCCAGCUUGAACAAUCAGGCUCACGAGAAUCCAGCUCCUCGAUCGCGGUUUCAGUGCCUCCUCGAAAAUAUCAAGCCAUUCCAAUUAAUCCUCCAUGCUGACGUUGCGUCU
Messenger RNA from Neurospora tetrasperma FGSC 2508, 177 nucleotides. RefSeq lists its product as uncharacterized. Lineage: Eukaryota; Fungi; Ascomycota; Sordariomycetes; Sordariales; Sordariaceae. The record is from RefSeq and is a predicted model, not a curated record. The transcript is spliced from 2 exons. The annotation marks the transcript as partial.